Messenger RNA from Camelus dromedarius (Arabian camel), 1283 nucleotides. RefSeq names its product mast cell expressed membrane protein 1 (gene MCEMP1). NCBI's taxonomy places the organism in Eukaryota, Metazoa, Chordata, Mammalia, Artiodactyla, Camelidae. The transcript has 8 exons. Bases 117 to 707 code for a protein of 196 amino acids. The record is from RefSeq and is a predicted model, not a curated record.
UCCUGUUCUUGGUCCUCCCUGAGACCUCUGGUCUCCUAAGACCCCUCUUGAGCCGGGGUGGAGACACCUUCCGGUGGGUGGAGAAUGAAUACAGACAAAUUGGUGGCCCGGGGAAAAUGGAGACUGAGGAAAUCUACAUGAACCAGGUCAAGAUGCAGGCAGAAGCCUUUAAAGACAAGAAACGGCGAUCCCCAGACAACAAAGAAGGUGCAGAUGACCCUGCCUAUGAGAAUUUCACCUUGACCUUCAGAAAUCGUGACCAGCCAAAGGGCAGUCAUUCACCAGCCAAGAAUAAGGUCCCAUCCCAGUCCAGGCCUCCCUUGGACUCUGCCCAGGGCCUCUAUUCGUUGCACAGAGCCAUGGUGAGCCUGUCCCUCCUCCUCGCCCUGUCCUGCGUCGUUCUCUUGGCCUUGGUCCUGAUGAAGAAUUCCGAGAUGUCCCAGGAGCUGCUGAACUUGAAAGGGGAGCUUCAGAAUGUCUCCCUCUCAGCGCAGGGGUGCCUGGAGUUGCAGAAGGAGGCCUGGAGCACCCUCAAUCAGAGCACCAGGAUGGCAGUGCAGGGCAUUAACACGCUGAAGAACAAGGUCCAGGAACAGAGCCAGAAACUCUUAAGAGCCAUAAGUGAAACCAGGGCUAAGUUAGACGAAAUCGAGAUGCUGAAGAUGCCAAAUCCAAACCCCUCAUCUAAAUCAAUGAGAAGGCGUUGAAGCCCUGGCUGCAGCUGGGAGGACAAGAUUGCAUCCCUCAGUGAAGAUGGAAGAUGGGGGCCCCAGCCUGGUCCGAACCUGUCCUUCAUCCCACGUGUAGAAAAUCACAUAUCUUGGCAAAUGAGUGUUGUGACAUUACGUGUGUGUGUGCGCACAUGUGUAUGGGGGUAAGUAGUUCGGGGAGGGUGGGUAUUUCAGUGUGUCCCACAGGAAGGCGCUAUGGGUGAAGGUUGCAGGUGGGAGUCACACGCGUGUAGCAUGGUGUGUGUGAGUGUAAUGCAUGUCACGGUGGGUGGCCGUGUCAGCAGCAACCACAGAGGUGUGUCACUGUGGGGUGUGGGUGUUGGUGCUACAUGUUGUAUGUGCCCAUUUCAUUGUCAGUAUAAACACAUGUGUGCCCUGCGGGAUAAGUGUAUAAACGUGUCACUGCCUGUGCCAACGUGAACAGGUGUGUGUCAACAUGAGCAUGCCUGAUUAUGUCACCGAGGGGGUUCAGAGCGUGUGCCCAGACGUGUCCAUUUGUUUCUGCGCUCACUUUCCGUGAUUCAUGAAGAUAAAGGCCAAAGGGAAAGCAAA